Molecule: messenger RNA, 4217 nt
Organism: Myxocyprinus asiaticus (Chinese sucker)
Lineage: Eukaryota; Metazoa; Chordata; Actinopteri; Cypriniformes; Catostomidae
Product: probable serine/threonine-protein kinase kinX
Exons: 10
Coding region: 260-1978 (572 amino acids)
Biological process (GO): peptidyl-aspartic acid hydroxylation
Cellular component (GO): endoplasmic reticulum; membrane
Molecular function (GO): peptidyl-aspartic acid 3-dioxygenase activity
Source: RefSeq, a predicted model, not a curated record
UUACCUCGCAGGUAUCCACACGAUUGAAUAAGGCAUCUGACUCUGCUUGCCGAUUGGAUGGAAUUUUAAUUAGCUCCGCCCACAAUGGCUUUGUAUGACUAGCACUGGCCGAAUGCUUAUUCACUCAAAAAGGGGACGGGUUGCUAUGGGCUUCAGUGUAUGAAGGCAUAGGGAUUUGAUUUCGCAGGGUACCAGAAUUAAGACUGGAAUUUAUAGUCAGCUCAGCUUUUACAGAACACGAAAAUUCGAAGAACUAGCAAUGGCUCAGAAGAAAAAUGCAAGAGGACACAAAAAAGAUGCCAAGCCGCUGCAGGCGAAUAAGAAUGGGAAGAAAGCAGAGGCUGUGGGAGGAACCUCAUUCUUCACCUGGUUUAUGGUGCUGGCUCUCCUGGGCGUCUGGACCUCUGUAGCUGUGGUGUAUUUUGACCUUGUUGACUAUCAAGGUGUAAUUGCCAAAGCAAAGGACUUGCGCUAUAAUCUUUCAGAGGUAUUACAAGGAAAACUUGUAUCCUAUGAUGCUGAUGGUGAUGGAGACUUUGAUGUGGAAGAUGCUAAAGUACUACUAGGAUUGAAAGAUAAGCCUACCAUUGUGACCAGUGAAUCAGUUGAGGAGGCCCCUGCUGAACGUGUAGAAGAAGCUACAGAGCCUAUUGUGGAGGAAGAGAUCCAAGCCACUAAAGUUGAGGAAGCAGCUCAGCCACCAGCAGAACCAGAGACUGUGGAGGAAGUGCCUGUGACAGUGGAGGAAGUGCCUGUGACAGUGGAGGAAGAGCCUGUGGCAGUGGAGGAAGAGCUUGUUGCAGCAGAAGAUGAACUAGCUGAGGAAGAACCAGAGGUUGAAGAGGAGCAUGAAGUUCCUGAGGAAGAACCUGAAGUUGUGGAGGAAGAGCCAGAGGUUGAGGAAGAUUCCACUGCAGAGGCUCUUGAAGAGGCUAUUGAGGAGACAAUAGAAGAGGCUACACCAACAGAACAGAUGGUUGAAGAACCAGUUGAGGAAUCAUUACCACUCGAGGAAGUUGUAGAGGAAGUUGUUGCAGAGGAAGUGGAGUCAGUAGAAGCAGUAGAGGAAGCUGCAUUAGAGGAAGAAGCAGUAGAGGAAGCUGCAUUAGAGGAAGAAGCAGUAGAGGAAGCUGUACUAGAGGAAGAAGCAGUAGAGGAAGCUGCAGCAGUAGAAGAAGCAGUAGAGGAAGCUGAAGCAGUAGAGGAAUUGGCAGAAGAGGCUUCACCUGUGGAGAAAGUGGUGGAGGAGGUUGCAUCAGUGGAAGAAGCAGUAGAAGAAGUAGUUGAAGAGGCUUCACCAGUGGACGAAGCUGUAGAGGAAGCUGAACCUGUAGAAGAAGUUGUAGAGGAAGCUGAACAAGUGGAAGAAGCUAUAGAGGAAGCUGCACCAGUAGAAGUAGCUGUAGAGGAUGCCGAACCAGUGGAAGAAGCAGUAGAGGAAGCUGAACCAGUGGAAGAAGCAGUAGAGGAAGCUGAACCAGUGGAAGAAGCAGUAGAGGAAGCUGAACCAGUGGAAGAAGCAGUAGAGGAAGCUGAACCAGUGGAAGAAGCUGUUGAGGAAGCUGCACCAGUGGAAGAAGCUGUUGAGGAAGCUGCACCAGUGGAAGAAGCUGUUGAGGAAGCUGCACCAGUGGAAGAAGCAAUAGAGGAAGCUCUGGAGGAGGCUGUACUAGUAGAAGAAACAGUAGAGGAGGCUGAACAAGUGGAGGAAAAAGCCGAGGAGUCAGAACCAGUGGAAGAAACACUUGAAGAUACAGAUGAGGAGUCAGCCCCUGUUGAAGAAACAGUAACAGAAGAGGAACUAAUAGAAGCAGCUGAGGCUGUUCAGGAGCAUGAGGAAGUACAAGACUCCACGGUGGAGGAACCAGAGCUUGAGGAAGAAAGUAUGGAAGAAGAGGAAGAUGUAGCAGCUGAGGAAGAUCAGUUUGAGGAGGACAUUGCAGAGGAACAAUUUGAAGAAGAGCCCACAGAAACAUAAAACACUGGGCAGUGUGUCCACUGGGCAGGAUACAGAGAGGAUCAGCACCACAUGGCAUUCCACUGAAAGUGAGCAACUGCCAAUUCCCACCAUGGGUUUAAAAAAAUGAGAACGCAACUUGUACCCUUUUAUUUUUCCAAAUUUUUCCUGUUUUUAUUUUUGUUUUUUUGUUUACUGAUCACACAGUCUUUUGGGUAGGAGUACAAUUUUUGGAAUGUUUUGUCAACUUUUGUUUGGUUGUUUGAUUUUCCCCUUUUUUCUGUUUCCUCGUACAUAGAUGUGAAGUAGCCUUUUUUGAAUGAUCAUGGAUGAUAGUUUGGUUCUAGUUUCCUAUCAUGUGUACACUUUCCUGUUGCUUUGUAGCUCUGAGAGCUUCAUAUUUUAUUCAGCAUGUAAUUAAUCAGUGUCUCUCUCUUUUUAAAUCAUUUGUCGGAAUAAUAUAAAACAUACUUUUUGCUUUAAUGUGAAGGUACUAUGCAAAGCUGCACUGAUAUUUCGCUAUGAUUUCACCCUUAAGUUUAGUACUACCAAUAUGUAUUGAGUCUAUAUUUCCAAUGAUGCAUAUCAAGGACAAGUUUAUGCUGGCAGGUUAACCAAGAUAAUUAUGUGAUCUGUAUGUGGAGUGAAUGGGUGUGCAUGUGCAUGUUUUUUGUGUGUUUGUCUUAUUGCAUGUUCAUGUUUAACUUUAUUGCGAAACAAUCUUUUGUGCCACAUUGUCAUGUUAUUUCCUCAAUUGUGUGGCUUUUUUUUUUUUUUUUAGCUUACUUUCAACAAUUUAGUACCUCUGUUAAUGUUCUCAAUACUGUAACUAUUUGUUUUGCUUGGUGAGAGCAGAGAGCUUGUUUUUGCAUUUUUUCAUAUACAGGAAAGGAUUUUAAAAUACAAAAUCAUAGGUUUACUCCCCUCCAUUUAGUCUUUUUUUAUUGACAGUUUUUCCUUUGUCAGUAAGUUGUGUUCUAUCAUGUGAACUUUUGAAUGUGAUUCUGCUCUUUGACUUAGAAAUACAGCUAAGGUAAGCCAAGACAAUAAACGUCAGCGCUUCGAAGGCUCAUGAUUUGACAAGCUCUCUGUUCCAGUAAGACACUCCAGCUGCUGUGCAGUAUUGUAUGAUGCCUGUGUGGCAGGGAACCUGAGUUUAGUGAAAUAGUGUUUGAGAAGUGUCAUCUAAUGUAAUAACUGUUUAAUAAUGCUUACAUAAAUAGUGCUUCAAAUAUGAAGCAACCUAUUUUACAAAAUGUUUUAUUUUUAUAUCAAGGGAUAGACUUGUGCUUUUUGUGGGAUAUCAUUAGUCAGUACAUGCUAAUUAAUUUGUCUGAUGUCAUGCACUGCUAUUGACACAAACAGAAAAGACACCCUUUUGUUGGCUGGAUUCAAAAGGGAAUAUGACUAAGGGUAUCUUGUCAUUGUAAUAUCUUAUCAAGACCAAAUUAGUUUGUAUUUACUAUUAAUGGUUCUGUCAUCAUUGUUGUCAUGAUUAUUACAACACAAUGUAGCUCUCACCCUUGAUACAGAGUAAAUGGCUAUAAAUUGAAAACAGGUUGGAUCUUUUGAAGGAAACUCAAUUCUGGCUCCUGAAUUAUUUCACUGUGGAUUAAUUUUUUUUUUUCCUCAUUGUGGUGUUAUAUGUACACUGUGGUUUUGCGGGCCUGCCAGAAUAAAUUUUGUUUAUGUGAUAAGCUUUAGGAAAUGCUGCACAUCUCUUCAAAACAAUGGUUUCUCAACCCACAAGUGGCUGCAAUAUAGUUUUUAGUGUUUCCUUUUCUACAACACUACAGGGUGUUUUUAACCCUUAACAUUUUUGAAGUCAAUGUGAAUUUUUUUAGUGGUAUUAAUUUUACAUAAUUGUUUUUUUUUUUUUUUUUUUUUUUUGUUUUUUAAGGUUUUGACAGUUUAUAGUCAAAUUAAAUUAAUUUUACAAAAGUGUUAACCUCUCAAAGCCAUACGUAAAGGUUGGAUUUAGCAGCCUUAGUAAGGACCGGACUUCAAGGGACAGACACCUUACAACCAGCAAUAAAACGAUUUGUAAAGAGGUCAUUUUUUAUUGUAGUUCAAGUAAACAGAAUUUUACUCAAGGCUUUUUAUUCAGAGGUUUACAUGAAAUCCUGCUGUAUAGGCUAACUUGUUUUUAAGUUAUUGAAAUAUUGCAAUUUUAGGGAGUUUUGGGUGACUUCACAAAUCUGCAAACAACUGUAAAUGUUCUGUUUGAGUGCUGCAAUAAAGGUUGGGGACAACAAAACCA